CCGGUGAUGAAGACCUGCUCUCCCCGUCCUCCUCCUCCUCCUUCGGGUAUGGCUUCCUCCUCCUGUCCCCAGUGCUCGGGCUGCGGGAUGGGCAGACACCUGCUGGAGGAGGGCGGGGCUACACUCACCUGUCCCAGGUACAGCCCGGAGUCCCCCGCCCCGGAGCCGCCGCUCGUCUCCCCGGGGAACAUGGGGGGAAAGCGGCUGCAGCGACUGAUGCACAACGUGCGCCGCCUGCCACAUAAAUACCAUCUGCUGGGGGGCAGCGAGCUCAAGGCGGAGGCGGACGACCAGUGUGAACUGAAAUCUGUGGGACCAGAAGAAGAUGUCAUCCCAUUACCUGCCAAGGAAGCAAGCCGGCUGGAUGAGAGCGAGCUCAUUAAAUAUUUACAAGUGGAUGUAAACACUGGACUAUCUGAGUGCUCUGUGCUCCAGCGCCGGACGAAACAUGGCUGGAACGAAUUUCAGGUGGAUAAUUCUGAUCCCAUGUGGAAGAAAUACCUGGGACAGUUCACAAAUCCCCUCAUCCUGCUCCUCCUGGGCUCUGCUCUGGUCAGCGUUGUCACCAAGGAGUAUGAGGAUGCCGUCAGCAUUACUGUGGCAAUAUUAAUCGUGGUCACCGUGGCUUUUGUGCAGGAAUAUCGCUCUGAAAAGUCUCUUGAGGAGUUAAAUAAACUGGUUCCCCCUGAAUGUAACUGUGUCCGGGAUGGAAAGCUGCAGCACCUGCUCGCUCGGGAACUUGUCCCUGGAGAUUUGGUUUGUCUGACAGUCGGUGACCGGGUUCCUGCAGACAUCAGACUGAUAGAGACAACUGAUCUCUUAGUGGAUGAAUCCAGCUUUACUGGUGAGACAGAACCAUGCAGCAAAACUCACGGAUCAGUGGAUGAAGCGAGUGGCCUCACAACUCUGAGUAACAUUGUGUUCAUGGGAACGCUUGUCCGGUAUGGAAAAGGAAAGGGAAUUGUCAUCUGUGUUGGAGAAAAAUCUCAGUUUGGAGAAGUGUUCAAGAUGAUGCAGGCGGAAGAGACUCCUAAGACUCCUUUGCAAAAAAGUAUGGACAAGCUGGGGAAGCAACUGUCCCUCUUUUCAUUUGGAAUAAUAGGGCUCAUCAUGCUGAUAGGUUGGCUGCAGGGGAAGCCUCUGCUGAGCAUGUUUACCAUUGGAGUCAGUUUGGCAGUUGCUGCUAUUCCAGAAGGUCUUCCCAUUGUGGUUACUGUGACACUGGCCCUUGGGGUAAUGAGAAUGGCCAAAAAGAGGGUGAUUGUAAAGAAGCUGCCCAUUGUAGAGACGCUGGGUUGCUGCAAUGUCAUCUGCUCCGACAAGACUGGCACUCUGACUGCCAAUGAGAUGACGGCCACCAAGUUAGUUACAUCAGAUGGGCUGCAUGCAGAGGUAACCGGUGUUGGCUAUGAUGGAAAAGGAUCUGUUCACUUGCUUCCAUCAAAUGAUGAAGUUCGAGAAUUUUCCAACGUGUCUAUCGGGAAACUGGUGGAGGCUGGCUGUGUGGCCAACAAUGCCAUCAUCUAUGGAGACAAGCUCAUGGGUCAACCGACAGAAGGUGCCCUACUAGUCCUGGCAAGAAAGAUGGGUCUCGGAGAUGCCAAUAAAAAUUACAUUCGGAAGAAGGAAAUCCCAUUCAGUUCAGAGCAGCGUUGGAUGGCUGUGAAAUGCGUGGACAUGCUGGAGAAUCAGGAAGAAGCAUAUUUCAUGAAAGGAGCAUACGAGGAGGUGAUCCAGUACUGCACCAGCUAUAACAAUGGAGGGAUGUCCAUGCCACUGACACCGCAGCAGAAAUCCCUGUAUCUGCAGGAGGAGAAGAACAUGGGGAGCCAAGGCUUGCGAGUCUUAGCUUUGGCCUUUGGUGCUGAGCUGGGAAAACUCACAUUCCUUGGACUGAUCGGGAUAAUAGACCCACCUCGUAGUGGGGUAAGUGAAGCUGUGCAGAUUUUGCUUGAUUCCGGGGUGGCUGUGAAGAUGAUCACUGGGGACGCGCUGGAGACUGCCCAGGCCAUUGGAAGAAACAUUGGCCUGUCUAAUGGACACCUGAAAGUCAUCUCUGGAGAGGAGCUGGACUGUCUGGAUGAAUCGGCCCUCCCAUCUGUGGUCACUAAGGUAUCUGUGUUCUACAGAACCAGCCCCAAGCACAAGCUGAAAAUCAUCAAGGCUCUACAGAGCACAGGGGCCAUUGUGGCCAUGACAGGCGAUGGUGUAAAUGACGCAGUUGCUCUCAAGUCAGCCGACAUUGGUGUGGCAAUGGGAAAAACGGGUACAGACGUCAGUAAGGAGGCAGCGGACAUGAUCCUGGUGGACGAUGACUUUUCUGCUAUCAUGAGUGCCAUUGAGGAGGGGAAAGGAAUAUUCUACAACAUCAAGAACUUUGUCCGGUUCCAGCUUAGCACGAGCAUUUCUGCGCUGAGUCUCAUUACAUUGUCCACCAUCAUGAAUCUUCCAAAUCCUCUGAACGCCAUGCAGAUUCUAUGGAUAAACAUCAUCAUGGAUGGACCUCCAGCUCAAAGUUUGGGUGUGGAGCCUGUGGAUAAAGACGCUAUCAAGCAGCCUCCCAGGAAUGCCAAGGAAGCAAUACUCAGCAAAGCCUUACUCUUGAAGAUCCUGCUCUCAGCUGCCAUUAUGAUUAGUGGGACGCUCUUUGUCUUCUGGAAAGAGAUUCCUGAUGGGAAAGUGACCCCAAGAACCACAACAAUGACAUUCACUUGUUUUGUGUUUUUCGACAUGUUCAACGCCUUGGCUUGUCGGUCACUGCAUAAAACAAUCUUUGAGAUAGGUGUUUUCAAGAACCGGGUGUUCUGGUACUCUGUGAUUGGCUCAAUCCUGGGUCAGAUGGCAGUCAUCUACAUUCCUCCCCUGCAGAAAGUGUUCCUGACACAAAACCUGCAUGUACUGGAUCUACUUUUCCUCACUGGUCUGGCAUCCUCAGUCUUUGUGGUGUCAGAGCUGAUUAAAUUCUGCGAGCAGUGCUGCUGCCGGAAGAAGACAGUGAAAGUCCUAGAAGAAGAAAUCUAAAGACGAUCAUGUUAUUCUUGUCGCCCCACCCUGUCCAGCACUGUGACCUGCCCCCCACAAUGUGCACAACGCCGUCCGCUAUAUUAUGUACCGUAUUUAUGUAAAGUCAACACUGCUGUGUUCAUGGGAGAAAACAUUUUACAGACAUGAAACCUGGAAAGACUAAAACAAGACGUCACUGCUCCCCAGACAGGAUGAAAGACCAUCAUUUUUUUGUAUUUUACAAUUCAUUUGCAAUUAAAGACUAAUCAUUUAUUUUUUAAAUAACUUAAAAGGCCGGGAGUCAGUACAAUCCUGCCCUCUGCAAGCCACCAGCUCCCACAGAGGGAGGACUUAUGUGGAGACAGGAUAAUCAGUGAGAAGGCACAUGCACACAACUGUACGUAACUUCUAUUGUCCAAAAAAAAGGUGUCAAAUCAGACAAAUUAAAUGGUGGCUGCUCAGUCGGAUGCCAUAGAGCUAUAAGGCAUAUCCCUAUAUAAGAUAUAUAUAUAUAUACACACACACACACACACACACACACACACACACACACACACACACACACACAUACCCACACAGAUAUUAUACAGCUCUGUAUUAGGAAACAGUCCCCAUUCACACACACCUGCCAUCUGGAUGAGCACUAGUGCUAGGACCACAAUCUAGGAGAGCUCUCAUACAACAGUAAGGCUGCUUUCACACCACAUUUCAGCCUACGGCUGCCGGAUCCGGCUGGGGAGGGGAAAACCAUGCGCUCCCAUACCCCAGCAAGACAGGCGCUGAAUUCCAUUGACUUUAAUAAGCCGACCGGAGACACUGCUUGACUCCAGUCGGCUCAUUUUGACCUGUAUCCGGUUUAAAAUCCGGUCCCAGAACCGGAUGCAGGGAAGAAAUGAGCCAAUCGGAAUCAAAUGGUGACUCCGGUCGGCUCAUUAAAGUAUAUGGAUUUCAGUGCCAGUCCAGCUGGGGUAUGGGAGCGCAUGGUUUUCCCCUCCCCCAGCCUGAUCCAGCAGCCAUAGGCUGAAAAUGUAGUGUGAAAGCAGCCUUAUACAGCUUUACUGCUUUUUUUUUCUUUAUUCAAUCUAAGGCCCUGUUCACACCACUAGGAAAUUCUGUGUGAAAUCCAUUUACUGCAGCCUCCUAAUGAUUUUCCUGCUUCGCUCACCUGUCGGAAGUUCCAUAGUGGAAUUUCAGGCAAGGAAUUUUAUUCUGCCGGAAGAUAUAACAUGUUCAGAAUCUGCUUUCGGUCAACAGGACAGCAUUUAUAUCUGCAGCAAUCUGCCGAUUCCAGACAAGGUGGAUCCACAAAUUUCUUCAGUGUGAAUGGACCCUAAGGUGAUUGAUCUGCCAUAUUCACACACAGUACAAUAGUAGUGGGGGGGCUCUUGUGGGCAAUACAUGUCACUGCCGCAUCACUACAAGUGACAGCUAACUCCAGCACCAAAAUAGAACCCAAACACCUGAAGCAAGGGGAGAUAUUAUAGUGUGAAAUAAUUUAAUAAAAUUGUUGUUCUAUAAAA
Messenger RNA from Hyla sarda, 4523 nucleotides. RefSeq names its product ATPase secretory pathway Ca2+ transporting 2 (gene ATP2C2). The record is from RefSeq and is a predicted model, not a curated record. Gene Ontology annotation, molecular function: ATP hydrolysis activity; ATP binding; P-type calcium transporter activity. NCBI's taxonomy places the organism in Eukaryota, Metazoa, Chordata, Amphibia, Anura, Hylidae. The transcript has 27 exons. Gene Ontology annotation, cellular component: endoplasmic reticulum; Golgi membrane; plasma membrane. The coding region runs from base 7 to 3021 and encodes 1004 amino acids. Gene Ontology annotation, biological process: calcium ion transmembrane transport; manganese ion transport; intracellular calcium ion homeostasis.